Messenger RNA from Colletotrichum navitas, 505 nucleotides. RefSeq lists its product as uncharacterized. The transcript is spliced from 2 exons. The annotation marks the transcript as partial. The record is from RefSeq and is a predicted model, not a curated record. Lineage: Eukaryota; Fungi; Ascomycota; Sordariomycetes; Glomerellales; Glomerellaceae.
CCCGUGGUUCAUCUCGCUCGCCGCAUGCUCCAGAUUCCCGUUCUUAGUUCCCCAUUCUCUUCUCCAACCUUGCCGACCGACCAACGAGAAAAAUUCAUCGACCGCCCAGUGGCCCGCCUGCAGUACAAUAAACACGCGAAAUCCCACGUCUUCAAACUAUUUCUCAUCACGUGACCCUCCUCGACUAGACGAAAAAAAACACCACCCGCACGACACGCCUUUGGAUGCGCGACGACUUUGGCCCCUGAUAGCCAUCCUUCCCACCCUGAACGCGCCCAGAUAGAUGCCUCAGCCCACCCAGAGCUCCUCGUAGAGGCUGCCAACCCUGGCGCCCAUCCAUCCUCUCCCCCAGCGACCUGACGGCCCCCUCGAUCACUGGCGAGGUGCAUAUUGGGGCAUGAAUAACCCGGCCGCCUACACUCCUCUCGAGUCCCUCUUCCUGUUCCAAGCCAUCCUUAAGCACGGCGUCGAGGCUGCCGCCUUCAUCAAGGUCUCGGAUCUUCUC